Messenger RNA from Dentiscutata erythropus, 613 nucleotides. The record is from the annotation of a GenBank genome assembly. NCBI's taxonomy places the organism in Eukaryota, Fungi, Glomeromycota, Glomeromycetes, Diversisporales, Gigasporaceae.
AUGGCUGUCGAGAAACUCGAUAAGAAUAUUUAUUCUGAGUAUAUCGUCGCCCUUGAGGAUGAUAAGUUCACUGUGAACCCUAUGUUUUAUGAUCAUUCUUUUGGCAAUCCGAAAGAUUCUAUUUUUGAUUAUUUGAAGUUUGCGGAGCCAUUUUGGAAACAUUUUUGGUGUACACACCAAGAACGAAUGGACGACAUGGCUAAAGAGAACUCGUACGAAGAUUUCAUAUUUGAACUUGUCAAGAAUAGCAAAAGGUCGUGUUUUAUGAAAAGAAAAAAUCAUAACAUUAUUAAUCCAGUACUCAUGGGAACCAUGGCAGAUCAACCGCCAGAUGUUUUCAGUUUUUUCAUUUCAAAUGCUGGAUAUACUUUUAACGCUGUUAGUGAAUUAAAGAAUUCUAAACAUAGGUUUGUAAUUUGUUCUGAGAAUGAACUCAUUGGUUUGAUGGAGCUCAUGGAACAACAAUUUUAUGAAAUCAAGGAUUCCUUGAUGACCAGGAGUAAUGUUGAUACACGUAAUGAAAUUUAUAAAUGUAUCAAAAGCAUUAAGACCGAAGGAAAAGAUGUGAUUGAAAUUUUUGAUAAUAGGAUCAUUACAAGUGGGAAUGAAAGCA